AUUGCUUUGAAACGGAUCACACUCAUGUCCUAGCUAGCUAGCCAGUACUCUCUACGCAAAUGUUUUUAGUAUAAAACUUUCGUGAGCUACUCGAGUUCAUCCUUUUUAUGGGAGGAGUAACCGAAACCUUUUAUACAACAAAUAUAAACCAUUCCUUAUCUUCCCCUUGGUCUUCUGAAUUUAGCUAGAGAUAUAAAUUAUGGCGAAAAGGGGCCUAACCAGGCCAUGUAUUCUUCUCAUAGUGAUUGCAGGGUUGGAGAGGUUUGCGUUUAAAGGAGUAGCGUCGAAUUUGGUGACAUAUCUGACAGAUGUGAUGAAGAUGAGCAAUUCAUCGGCUGCUCGGACUGUGAAUAGCUGGUGUGGCUUCACUUCUAUGUUACCUCUCUUGGUUGCACCCUUUGUAGAUUCUUAUUGGGAUCGUUAUUGCACUAUUUUAGCUUCUUCUUCGCUCUAUGCUUUGGGGCUCUUGGCAUUAACUUCAACAGCAUUGGAUUGGCCAUGGUCACAUUCGAAUGAAAAGAGCUCCAUGUCUCUCUUUUGGUCUCUGUACAUGAUUUCACUAGGCCAAGGAGGGUACAAUCCAUCUUUACAGGCCUUCGGAGCGGAUCAACUAAAUAUUGAAGACGAGCUACCAAGCACUAAAGCUGAUGAAGAUGAGAAUUCUGAGACAAAAAGUUUAUUUUUUCAGUGGUGGUACUUCGGUAUAUGUAUAGGCAGCCUUAUGGGAAUUUCAGUCCUGGCAUAUAUACAAGAUACAUUAGGAUGGGGACUGGGAUUUGCAAUCCCAACUAUGGCUAUGGUCACUUCUAUACUGCUAUUUUCUUGCGGGACUAGAUUUUAUGUUUAUAAGCAAGCCAAGACCGUGGAUAUGAAAUUUCUUCACAAUGUUUUUCAGAAUGUCAAAGCUACUGCCUUUAGAAUGAUCCGAAUGAAGAAGAGGGGAAUUAUCUUGUCAAAUAGCAAUUCUGAUGUUAUUGAACUAGAGCUUCAAGAAAAGCCACUUUGUCAAGAAGAUCAAGAUAAAACUGAGAGCUUGGAAGAGAUGCCAAAGAAUGGCUAUUAUUUGCUUGAAAUAGCCAGAGUUAUACUAAGACUCCUGCCUAUAUGGACAAUGCUUUUGAUGUUUGCUGUAAUUUUCCAGCAGCCCCCUACAUUUUUCACCAAGCAAGGCAUGACCAUGAAGAGAAACAUUGGCAGCCAUUUCAAGAUUCCACCAGCAACGCUCCAGAGCGCUAUCACACUAUCUAUUAUUUUCCUGAUGCCUUUCUAUGAUUCAUUCUUCAUUCCAUUUGCACGAUUCAUCACACGAAAUGAGAAAGGCAUUAGUGUGAUGCAGAGGAUGGGAAUUGGAAUGUUUCUAUCAGUUAUAGCCAUGAUACUGGCAGCACUGGUCGAGACCAAGAGACUUGAGCUCAGUAAGAACCUUAAAGUUUCAGACCCAAAAUCAGAAACAGUGGUCUUAAGUAUCUUUUGGUUACUACCUCAGUACAUAAUCCUGGGAAUUUCUGAUAUUUUUACAGUGGUUGGUAUGCAAGAAUUUUUCUACUCUGAAGUACCGGUAAGUAUGAGAACAAUGGGGAUAGCCUUAUACACCAGUGUAUUCGGUGUGGGAAGUUUCUUAAGUGCUUUACUUAUAUCAUUGGUUGAGCAUUUUACAAGCUCUGAUGGAGGAAAGCAGGGGUGGUUUUCAGAUGACAUGGGAGAAGCAAGAUUGGACAAAUAUUACUGGCUUCUAGCUUUCUCUAGUGCAGUGAGUUUGAUAAUGUUUAUUGUGCUUUGUAGGUUUUUUAAGAGUAGGACAUGAAUAUCUCUGUAACAAGAUAGGUGGGAUUUAGCAAAGAUUGUGGUGGAACAAGAAAAUUUGUUAUUUGGUUUGUUUACUUGUUUUCAUUGAAUUUUAGCAGACAUGAUCGUUGUUUCUGUUUCUUAA
Messenger RNA from Daucus carota subsp. sativus, 1930 nucleotides. Its product is annotated as protein NRT1/ PTR FAMILY 5.8. The record is from RefSeq and is a predicted model, not a curated record. NCBI's taxonomy places the organism in Eukaryota, Viridiplantae, Streptophyta, Magnoliopsida, Apiales, Apiaceae. Bases 200 to 1804 code for a protein of 534 amino acids. Gene Ontology annotation, biological process: transmembrane transport. Gene Ontology annotation, cellular component: membrane. The transcript is spliced from 4 exons. Gene Ontology annotation, molecular function: transmembrane transporter activity.